This is a messenger RNA of Thamnophis sirtalis, 1758 nucleotides long. It is a transcript of the gene MAX, whose product is annotated as MYC associated transcriptional regulator X. Gene Ontology annotation, cellular component: RNA polymerase II transcription regulator complex. Gene Ontology annotation, molecular function: protein dimerization activity; DNA-binding transcription factor activity. Gene Ontology annotation, biological process: positive regulation of transcription by RNA polymerase II. The record is from RefSeq and is a predicted model, not a curated record. NCBI's taxonomy places the organism in Eukaryota, Metazoa, Chordata, Lepidosauria, Squamata, Natricidae.
CGUGUGCCGUUGAUGCUGGAGGAGGAGACGACGGAGACGCCGACGACGGAGAAGGAGGAGGCUAAAGCUGCUCCGCGCGCGGGGGCUUGUUGUUGCGGCAGCGGAGGCGGCUCUCCGCGGCUCGGUCCGCAACGCUUCCCUGGAAGACCCCCGAACGGCUCCGCCGGCCACAACGAUGAGCGACAACGAUGACAUCGAGGUGGAGAGCGACGCUGACAAACGUGCUCACCACAAUGCUCUAGAGCGCAAACGCAGGGAUCACAUCAAGGAUAGUUUCCACAGCUUGCGGGAUUCUGUACCUUCACUUCAGGGAGAGAAGAUGAAUGCAAGCUGCUAUAUGCUUAACACUGGAAUUUUACAAGACACUGCUGAAAGGUUUAUGGCAAUUUGGGCAUCCCGGGCCCAAAUCCUAGAUAAAGCCACAGAAUACAUCCAGUACAUGCGCCGGAAAAACCACACACACCAGCAAGAUAUUGAUGACUUAAGGCGUCAGAAUGCCUUGCUGGAACAACAAGUUCGUGCACUGGAGAAGGCAAGGUCAAGUGCUCAGCUGCAAGCCAACUAUUCCUCUUCAGACAACAGCCUCUACACCAAUUCCAAAGGCGACACCAUCUCCGCCUUUGAUGGUGGCUCUGACUCCAGUUCAGAGUCUGAGCUGGAGGAGCCGCAGAGCCGGAAGAAACUUCGUAUGGAGGCCAGCUAGAAGAAGCCUUGGUUCCCGCUGCCAUUAGACACUUGCUGGCUGCUUAAGGACUUUCCUUUUUCUUUAGUAGAGGCUCUCGGACUGCAACUUCCUCUAUUCCUUAUCCCUUUCUGGCCCUUUUAAAGUUAACACGACUCUGUGGCUUGGUAGAUUACCGUCUGGAUGACACCAGCCAUAGCGUAGAGCAGAAUGCAAUUCUGCCCUGCGGCUGCUGGGUUCUAGUAACAGGAAAGCCCAGAUCAGUUGAUUAAACUGAUGUCUCUGAGAUUGCCUGGCAUGUGUGGAGAUAGUGUACUCUCCAUGCUUCCACUAGAACUUCACCAGCCUCUCUUGCUUUUAUCAAAAUAUUGCUAUUUAUGAUAAUAAAUCCAUAUAGCCCCAGAAGAAUCUUGGUAAGGAAAGAAGCAUGCAGAAGCAGGUAUGGAUGUUCCUUCUUGCCUGAAGGGAUGAUGCAAGAUUCACGGUGAGGCAUAGAGAUUCAUUUCCUUUUUGUAUUUUGGCAAAUGAUGAAUUGGUAUUUAUUUCCUCCAAAGGAAUCUCUGUCUGGCCAGAUUCCUCCUCCUGCUACGGACAUUGGUAAUGUGAAGCUACAGAUUCAAACCAUGUUAAAUUCUUCCUUUUUCUGUUUUGAAUUUAUCAGAAACAGAGCCAGCUUUUUUAAUGUAAAUAUACACAAGCUUUGUUAUUUGGUACUAAUAAAUGCAUUUAAAGUGUGAAUCUGCUCUCUGGCAAAUGGGCCAGUUUCCCAUGUGAAUUAAAGAGGCCUAGGCGCUAAGCAAGCAAAAGCCUCUUUGUGCGAAGGUGUGCGUGUACACACAUAUGCAUGGAUAUGCACAUGCAUGUGUGUGUGGUAUGUGUGAUAUUUUUUUGUCUUCUUUCCACACUUGUUUGUGACGUUUUCUGAAUUUAGCGUGUACAAAUGUAGCUUGGUCUCUGUCCAGGUGUGAGUCUAUUCCAUGGAACUGAAGUAUGUUGUACAUACUGCCCAAGAAUUGUCUUGCAAGUUAAGGCUUCCCUUUACUAUAAAACUAUAAAUAAAAAAAUAUUUUAUCCUU